Lolium rigidum is the source of this 1587-nucleotide messenger RNA. Its product is annotated as inorganic phosphate transporter 1-2-like. The transcript has a single exon. The coding region runs from base 4 to 1587 and encodes 527 amino acids. Gene Ontology annotation, cellular component: membrane. Gene Ontology annotation, molecular function: phosphate transmembrane transporter activity. The record is from RefSeq and is a predicted model, not a curated record. Gene Ontology annotation, biological process: transmembrane transport; phosphate ion transport. NCBI's taxonomy places the organism in Eukaryota, Viridiplantae, Streptophyta, Magnoliopsida, Poales, Poaceae.
GCCAUGGCGGGUGAACAGCUCAACGUGUUGAAAGCACUAGACCAGGCGAAAACGCAAUGGUACCAUUUCACGGCGGUGGUGAUCGCCGGCAUGGGCUUCUUCACCGACGCCUACGACCUCUUCUGCAUAUCCCUCGUCACUAGGCUGCUGGGGCGCAUCUACUACACCGAAGCUGGCAGCAACGAGCCGGGUCACCUCCCGGCAAACGUGUCGGCCGCCGUGAAUGGCGUGGCCCUCUGCGGCACGCUCGCGGGGCAGCUCUUCUUCGGCUGGCUCGGUGACAAGCUCGGCCGCAAGAGCGUCUAUGGUUUCACGCUCAUCCUCAUGGUUCUCUGCUCCAUCGCGUCAGGGCUCUCGUUCGGGCACGAGGCCAAGGGUGUGAUAGGGACGCUGUGUUUCUUUCGCUUCUGGCUCGGCUUCGGCGUUGGCGGCGACUACCCCUUAUCGGCGACCAUCAUGUCCGAGUACGCCAACAAGAAAACACGUGGCACCUUCAUCGCUGCCGUAUUUGCCAUGCAGGGCUUCGGUAUUCUGUUCGGCACCAUCGUCACCAUUGUUGUCUCCUCCGCGUUCCGGAACGCGUUCCCAGCGCCACCCUUCUACGUCGACGCAACGUCAUCCAUUGGGCCGGAGGCCGACUACGUGUGGCGCAUCAUUGUCAUGUUCGGCACCAUCCCUGCCGCGCUGACCUACUACUGGCGCAUGAAGAUGCCAGAGACCGCGAGAUACACGGCGCUCAUCACCCGCAACACGAAGCAAGCCACGGCGGACAUGUCCAGGGUGCUCAACAAGGACAUCACCGAGGAGGAGGAGAAGGUCCAGCUUCAAGUGGCCUCCGGGGACACUUGGGGCCUCUUCUCGCGGAAGUUCAUGAGCCGCCACGGACUACACCUGCUAGCCACCACAAGCACCUGGUUCCUGCUGGACGUCGCCUUCUACAGCCAGAACCUAUUCCAGAAGGACAUCUUCACCAAGGUCGGAUGGAUCCCACCGGCAAGGACAAUGAGCGCCCUCGAGGAGUUGUACCGCAUCGCUCGUGCCCAGGCGCUCAUCGCUCUUUGCGGCACCGUACCGGGCUACUGGUUCACCGUCGCCUUCAUCGACAUCAUUGGCAGGUUCUGGAUCCAGCUCAUGGGUUUUGCCAUGAUGACCAUCUUCAUGCUCGCCAUCGCUGUGCCCUACGACUACCUCGUCAAGCCAGGGCACCACACCGGCUUCGUCGUUCUCUACGGCCUCACCUUCUUCUUCGCCAACUUUGGGCCCAACAGCACAACCUUCAUCGUGCCCGCCGAGAUCUUUCCGGCCAGGCUCCGCUCCACUUGCCACGGUGUCUCUGCCGCUGCCGGUAAGGCCGGGGCGAUCAUCGGUGCAUUCGGGUUCCUGUAUGCAUCACAGGAUCAGAAGAAGCCCGACAAAGGGUACUCCGCGGGUAUCGGCAUGCGCAACGCACUCUUCGUGCUCGCUGGCACUAACUUCCUGGGAUUACUUUUCUCACUGCUGGUGCCAGAGUCAAAGGGAAGGUCGCUCGAGGAGAUCUCCAAGGAGAACUAUGACGAUGACGCAACCAUUACCCCUGCUGGUGUCUAG